Molecule: messenger RNA, 3290 nt
Organism: Doryrhamphus excisus (bluestripe pipefish)
Lineage: Eukaryota; Metazoa; Chordata; Actinopteri; Syngnathiformes; Syngnathidae
Gene: ddx19b
Product: DEAD-box helicase 19b
Molecular function (GO): ATP binding; nucleic acid binding; RNA helicase activity
Source: RefSeq, a predicted model, not a curated record
CCGGUCUCUGUCGUAGUCUUCAAGGAACAGACUGUAGGCGCCGAAUCGUUCACGAAAGGUCCAUCAGUAGUAUCCACACGCCAUUGUGAAGAACACUUCACAUUGCUAUCUUUUGUAUUGUUUCUUUGAGACAGUUUUCACAUUUGAGUUUUUUUUAAACAAUAAUACGAAGAGAAGAGAUAAUGGCUUCAGACUCCUGGGCCCAGGCAGUGGACGAGCAAGAGGCUGCGGCGGAAUCGAUGGGCAACCUUCAAUUAAAAGAGAAGCCUGGGGAAAACGGCACAUCUUUACUGUCAGCAGAGAGCGCAGCUGCAAAGUCGGAGGCUGCAGGUGAUAAGAAGACUGCAGAUGAUGAUGAAAAUGAGGACAAAGCAGCCCAGUCGUUGUUGAACAAACUGAUCCGAAGUAAUCUUGUCAACAACACUAAUCAAGUAGAAGUCCUUCAAAAGGAUCCUAACUCUCCGCUCUUCUCUGUGAAAUCAUUUGAGGAGUUACGGCUCAAACCGCAGCUCCUUCAAGGAGUCUAUGGUAUGGGUUUUAACCGGCCAUCCAAAAUCCAGGAGACAGCCUUACCCAUGAUGCUGGCUGAACCUCCACAGAAUCUGAUUGCCCAGUCCCAGUCAGGAACAGGAAAAACGGCCGCCUUUGUCCUCGCCAUGCUCAGCCAUGUUAAUCCAGACUACAAGUAUCCCCAGUGCCUGUGUUUGUCACCCACCUAUGAACUGGCCCUUCAGACCGGCAAAGUCAUCGAGCAGAUGGGCAAACACUAUCCGGAGGUGAAGUUAGUCUAUGCCAUCCGAGGAAAUAAACUGCAGCGAGGCAUGAAGCUGCAGGAACAGAUAGUCAUUGGCACCCCUGGCACUAUGUUGGAUUGGUGCAGCAAGUUGAAGUUCAUAGAUCCCAAGAAGAUUCGUGUGUUUGUGCUGGACGAGGCUGACGUCAUGAUUGCAACGCAGGGUCACAAAGACCACAGUAUCCGCAUCAAGAGGAUGCUGCCCAAUAACUGCCAGAUGUUGUUGUUCUCAGCCACAUUUGAGGAGACGGUGUGGGACUUCGCCAAGAGCAUCGUGCCUGACCCCAACAUCAUCAAACUGAAGCGAGAGGAAGAGACGCUGGAUACUAUCAAACAGUACUAUGUGUUGUGCAACAGCAAGGAGGAGAAGUUUGAAGCCCUGUGUAACAUCUACGGCGCCAUCACCAUCGCCCAGGCCAUGAUCUUUUGUCAUACAAGGAAGACUGCUGGCUGGCUGGCAGGGGAACUUUCCAGAGAGAACCACCAGGUGGCGCUGCUUAGCGGGGAGAUGCAGGUGGAGCAGAGGGCUGCAGUCAUUGAACGAUUCCGAGAUGGAAAGGAGAAGGUCCUUGUUACUACAAAUGUCUGCGCUCGAGGAAUCGAUGUCGAGCAAGUAUCGGUGGUGAUCAAUUUCGACUUGCCAGUGGACCGAGAUGGCAACCCAGACAACGAGACGUAUCUGCACAGGAUUGGCCGCACGGGCCGAUUCGGCAAAAGAGGGCUGGCCAUCAACAUGGUGGACAGCAGGAUGAGUAUGAACAUCCUCAACCGGAUCCAAGAGCAUUUUAAUAAGAAAAUUGAGAAGCUAGACACACACGACCUGGAUGAAAUCGAGAAAAUCGCCAGCUAAAUAAAACAAGUGGCUGAAGACGGGACUACUUCUGUGCUCUCCAAGGACUGUAACGCUUCUCUAUGCUACGUUUUAGGUUUUUAGUGUUGCUUUUUUUUUUUUUUAAAGCUGUCAAAGAAAAAAACAAACAAACAAGGACAACUACAAAUAUUGCACAUGUUUACACACACAGGAGACAGGGACUUGAGUGAAACACAUGAUUUUGUAAAUGAAACAUACCCCAUUUCACUCUUUUACUUCUUGAAAUAAAGCUUUGAGUUGUGAUGUUUAAAAUGCGACUCAUCUUGUACACGUCAAACAGUCGAGAUUCCCGACCAGAACAGAAAACAAAAAAACAAGGCUGUUGAUUUGAUUGAACGAGCCAAGUGAAUGUAUGGCCGCUUCCACAGCCAGUAAGAAAGGGUGAAGUUGGGUAUGCUGUUGCAACAUUUUGGAUGACGACGGUGAUGCUUGAAGGGUCUAUGCAAACUCGGUGUAUACCUGUACUCACAUGACAGAAAUGAAUUUUCAAAUUAACCUCAACUUUUAGCUUUCAGGGUGCUUAGCCAAAUGGCAAAAAUGGCUGCCGAUAGAGAUACCACAUAACUCCGCAUCAACGGCACGUCUGCCUCCUUCAUUUAUUUAUAGUGUUUUAAAACAAUUUGGGAUGCGCGGCGGUAGCUUUUAGACUUCAUCUUUUUUUUUUUAAACAUUUGCCACAUAAUGCUUUGAUUCCUUCCGAAUUUGGACCUGAUUUGUUUUUCUCUUGUUUGAGUCUCCUCAAUCAGGGUCGGACUUGAGCUGUGGUUUGUUCUCAUUCAUGCAGACUGCACACUUAAUGGUUGUGAGUGAGAUAAAUACACAAAGCCUUCCUCAAGUGCAUUAUAUAUACACAUAUGAUUUUGUUAUCGAUAAUCCAAAAAUAUUGGGCUUAACGUGCUGAGUAAGACUUGAUAUUUUUCCGUAUUGAAUCCUCUUAAACCAAAUGCUGAAUUGACUUGAGGACCUACGCCAAUCAUCGCUGUGUUACUACAAUAGACGUGUACUUGUGUACACAAUCGUAGGGUCAAAUAAAUAGCGUGACUGAUUUAUUGAUAGGGUCGCUUCUGAGAAGUGCAAAAAAAAAAAAAAAAACAUUCCUCAUGAGAUUCAACUUUGAUGGACAGCAAUUCAAAACAAAACAUUGACUGUGUGUAUUAUGUGGGUUUUAAUUUGUUCUCCUGGAACGUCAAAAAAAAACCUCAUCCGACCCCCAUCGGCACUGACACAACUGCCAGUGGUGGUACACUUUUAUUCUAUGGACUGUUUACGGACAGCGCACAGGAAGUAGAUGCAGCCAAAUUGGAAGGCGAUAUGGAUUAUCUAUGGAAAACCUUUUUAGGUCUGCUGUUUUUAUUUGGAUGUACACGUAGAGCGAGCAUGUGCGCCUGUGCACUUUCUACACGGUAUACCGCUCACUGUCGGACAGCAGUUUGUGCUAGCUAGUGUUAACACUCCACAUGUUGUAAACCUUGUUUUGAUAUUAGGGAGAGACGCAAAAUCCGAGGUUAGGCUUAACGUGUCCUGUUUGAAACAAGGUAGGCUCCGAGCGGGUUUUGUCAAUGGCCGACUUGUAGCGAGGCUGCAUUCAUGGACAAGUCAUGUAUGAAUUAAAAACAUGUAAAUGUU